Phytophthora sojae is the source of this 1205-nucleotide messenger RNA. RefSeq lists its product as hypothetical. The transcript has a single exon. Bases 54 to 1160 code for a protein of 368 amino acids. Gene Ontology annotation, molecular function: protein binding. The record is from RefSeq and is a predicted model, not a curated record. Lineage: Eukaryota; Oomycota; Peronosporomycetes; Peronosporales; Peronosporaceae.
GCGGGCCCACCCGCAACUAUACUCGAAUUACAUCGAGUACGGACCAGGUCAAAAUGGUCACCCAGUUCUCCGAAGCCGAGCGUGCGCUUGGAGCUUGUGACCCCUCUGACUGGCACGACCUGAUGCACAACCCCGAGGGGAUCUGCAGGACGAUGAAGACCUUCUACGCGUCUCAAGGCAAGCUCGACCGGGUCAAAUGGAUGUCUGCAAAUUGUGAAGGCGAGGCGAUGGGCGAAGACGCGAUGACUGUUGCAGCGUCAAAUGGGCACCUGGACGUUGUCCGGUAUCUCCGCGAGCACCUCCGCGUACAAGCUACAAGUGCCGCCAUUGUCGCUGCUGCUGGAAAUGGGCACCUCGAUGUUGUUCGGUACCUCCACGAAAGCGCAUUGGCCCAAUGCUCGACCGAGGACUCAAGAUGUAGCAAAACCUGCGCGCGUGUAGACUCUCAUGAGUCAGACCCAACUGCGUCGAUUCAAGACCGUCCUCGAUUGACUAUCGACACUUCUACGAGCUCAACAAAUGACUCACGCGACGAAGACGACGACCAAGAUGAGUGUCCAAUCUGCUGCGAAGACCUGACUGACCCCUUCACGACGGCUUGCCGCCACACCUUUUGCACCGUGUGCCUCUUUCGAUGGCUCGAGACGAAAAGCACGUGUCCAGCAUGCAGGCAACCGAUCGACAUCCUCAGUCCCGUGGAAGCGAAUGGGCGAGAGAUGUCCGAAGCAAUCCCCUUUGAGCCGUCUCAGUUGGAAGAGGAAGAUGGUGACGAGUCACCCCGGCACUUUAGCCUGUCUGAGUUGGAGGAUGAAAUCGCGCGUGUGUCUGCAGCGCAUCGUACAGCCUCGCUGAUUGCUUCGGGUCGUGGCAACGUCCGGCCGCUUGACCUCCAGACGAGCUCACCUCCAGCGAGUGCGAACUCGUGGUCGUAUACGUAUUUGGGCAUUGAUCGAGAGCAAGAGGAGCCUGAACGGUUUCGUGGACGAUAUCGCUUGCCCAGUUACGACGAUGGAGACUACAGAGAUCCCCGGUAUUUCGAGCCCCAGCCUUGGCCUUCUCAAGCUGAGAUUGCGCGGUAUCACUUGGGUAGCGUGGACAUCGGGGACUACAGAGAUCCCCGAUCCCCAACUUUUCAGCCUCAUCGCUGGCCUAGUCCGUAGUAAACGUGAAGUGUUCACAUGUCAAUACAAUUGAUGUUUCUGUCU